Messenger RNA from Misgurnus anguillicaudatus (oriental weatherfish), 3490 nucleotides. It is a transcript of the gene plaa, whose product is annotated as phospholipase A2-activating protein. NCBI's taxonomy places the organism in Eukaryota, Metazoa, Chordata, Actinopteri, Cypriniformes, Cobitidae. The record is from RefSeq and is a predicted model, not a curated record. Gene Ontology annotation, biological process: proteasome-mediated ubiquitin-dependent protein catabolic process; ubiquitin recycling. Gene Ontology annotation, cellular component: cytoplasm; nucleus. Gene Ontology annotation, molecular function: ubiquitin binding.
CUCGUUUUCCCGUCAUGCCGUAUGUGUAGUGUUGCUGUGUCAGUGUGGUGCUUGCUUGCUCUUUCGUUUACUCUUUAUCAAUAAAAAUGGCCGGCAAUAACACAUACAGACUGCGCUGCUCGCUCCCCGCGCACGAGAUGGAUGUGCGCGGUCUCGCCGCCGCGGCGUAUCCUGACGGAGCGUUUGUGUCAGUGUCCAGAGACCGAACCGGCCGGGUCUGGGUACCGGACUCAAGUGAAAACAAUGGAUUUAUGGAGAUGCUCUGUAUGAAUGGCCAUGCCAACUUUGUGUCCUGUGUGUGUAUCAUCGCUCCAACUGAAACAUAUCCCAGAGGACUCAUCGCCACCGGAGGACAUGACAACAACAUCUGUGUGUUUUCAUUAGACCGACCGGAUCCUCUCUUUACACUCAAGGGUCACAAAAACACAGUUUGCACGCUCUCCGCCGGCAAGUUUGGCACAUUACUGAGUGGCUCAUGGGACACGACAGCCAAAGUCUGGCUUAGUGAAAAGUGCAUGAUGACGUUACAGGGACACACGGCAGCUGUAUGGGCUGUGGUUAUUUUGCCGGAACAGGGCUUAAUGCUUUCUGGAUCAGCUGACAAGACGAUCAAAUUAUGGAAAGCCGGUCGCUGUGAGAAUACUUACACUGGUCAUGAGGAUUGUGUGAGAGGACUCGCGGUGAUAAACGAAGUGGAGUUUCUCUCCUGCAGUAAUGAUGCAAGUAUUAGACGAUGGAUGGUGACGGGUGAAUGCGUGCAGGUUUACUAUGGUCACACUAACUAUAUCUACAGCAUUUCGGUCUUCGCUAAUGGACAAGACUUCAUAAGUACAGGAGAGGACAGAACAGUCAGAGUCUGGAAGAAGGGGGAAUGCUGUCAGACUAUCCGUCUACCUGCUCAGUCCGUGUGGUGCUGCUGUGUCCUACCUAAUGGAGACAUUGCUGUUGGGGCCAGUGAUGGUGUAAUCCGUGUGUUCACUGAGAGCGAGGAUCGUGUAGCCAGCGCCCAGGACCUGCAGGCUUUUGAGGAUGAGCUCUCCAAAGCCAUCAUUGAUCCCAAAACUGGAGACUUGGGUGACAUUAACAUAGAGGAGUUACCAGGCAAAGAGCACCUGAAUGAACCAGGGAAUCGUGACGGUCAGACUCGACUCAUAAAGGAGGAUUCAAAUGUCGAGGCGUAUCAGUGGAGCAUGAGUGAUGGGCGCUGGGUGAAGAUCGGAGAUGUAGUUGGCGGGUCUUCUAAGCAGAGCUCAAAUCGAGUGAUGUACGAAGGCAAGGAGUACGACUUCAUCUUCACCAUUGAUGUGAAUGAAGGAGGUUCACCCUUGAAACUGCCUUACAAUUUGAAGGAUGACCCCUGGCUGACUGCCCACAACUUUCUGGAGAAAAACGACCUGAGCCCCAUGUUCCUGGAUCAGGUGGCUAACUUCAUCAUUGAGAACACUAAAGGCCACACGUUGGGGUCGGCACCAACGGGCGCAGACCCCUUCACAGGUGCUGGGCGGUACAUUCCAGGUUCAGGAAUCGACAGCCAGGGAUUUGGAGCAGAUCCGUUCACAGGAGCAGGAAGAUAUAUACCUGGGUCAGGAUCCACCGGCACGUCGACUUCAGGCGUUGCUGAUCCUUUCACUGGUGGUAGUGCCUAUUCCUCCGCCUCACUUCAGAAAACUACAACAAACAUUUACUUCCCGAAUAUUGAUGGUGUUAUGUUUGAACAGGCUAAUGCCACUCAGAUUCUUGGUAAACUUCGGGAGCUGAACAACACCGCUCCUCAAGAUCACAAGCUGAGCGAGGCAGCACUGGACAGUUUGGAGAAGCUGUUGUUCAUAGUUACUGAUCCGAAGGAACAGCCCACUGCAGAGCAGAUCGGUGUUCUCUGGAAGGCCUGCCAUUGGCCAGAGGAUAUUGUCUUUCCUGUAUUGGACAUCCUGCGAUUGGCUGUGCGGCAUCCUGAGGUCAACGCCCAGCUUUGCGGUGGAACUGAGGGCGCCAGUCUUUGUAACCAUCUAUUGGGUCUCAUGUCCCCCGACGGCAGGCCUGCAAACCAAAUGCUUGCACUGCGUACGCUGUGUAACUGUUUCUCUGGGUCCCACGGUCGCGCUCUCCUUUUGGGUCAACGCGACGCCGUCCUCUCCCGGGCCGGAGACCUUCGCACAGUCUGCAACAAGAACAUCCACGUUGCUGUGGCUACCCUGGUGCUGAACUACGCCGGAAGGUUGUACGGUCAACCGGCCGAGAUCGAAGCAAAGGCACAGUGCUUGUCAGUGGCUAGCACCGCCUUAGAGGUAGUACAGGACAAAGAGGCUGUCUUCAGGCUGCUGGUCGCCCUGGGGACCACAGUGGCUGGAGACGGCACAGCAAAGGACCUUGCACGAUCUCUGGGUGUCCGUUCUCAGAUUUCGAAAUAUGCCGGUGUCCCCGAUCCAGCUAAAGUGGGGGAGUGCUGUCGACUGCUGCUCGAUGAACUGCAGUGAUGUUAUAGACGGGGUCAGGUGAUCCAAAUGUAACUUACAUCUCCAUACCUUUAUGAUAUUCGUCGCUCCUCUUUCAAAUCUCUUAAGCCUCCUUACCAUUAGUUUGUAUUUAAAUUUUCACAUUUUGAUGAUGAAUGGUAAUGAAUGAAUGCAUGAUGUGAAUAAACACUGGUGAUUUAAUCAAAGUAUGUCUUAAAGAAAGAUUUGUGUUAUUGAUGUAAAUGGAAAAGGCAAUGCUGAACGUUACACCGUGACAUGAUUCUAGCGAUGGUCAAUUUGUCUGUCCAUAAACGUGAAAAGGUGGUGUGGCACAAUGCAAUCAAUCACAAAACACAGCCAAUCAGCUAAGUUUUUCUUUGUUUGUGCGCCCUCUCACACUUUUCCCUGUUUUGGCUAGUUUCCUUGUGCUGCACACACUCCUUUGCAUUAGAAGACAUAUUUUUUUUUUUUUUUUAUUCAAACUCAUUAUUUUACCAUCCAGUCAGAAAUUUGGAUUAAUAAAAUGACUUUGAUGGAUCCAUACAGGUAACACUGUAUGUCUCAUGCAUUUCAUUUUACUGACAUAAUCAAGGUAAACAACAUGUCAUUCUUGAGUUGAAAUAUAAGGCUACCACCAAUAAUUUUUCCCGUUUUAUUUCUAAAAUAUUUAGCAUCUGUACUUAAAACACAAGUGAAAUCCUCUGUGCCCACAAUGUAUAUCUUUCAAGUCUCAAUUAAAGGGAUAGUUCACUUUAAAAUGAAAAUUCUGUCAUCAUUUACUCACCCUCAUGUUGUUCUAAACCUGUAUGAAUUUCUUUUUUCUGAUGAACAUAAAAGAAGAUAUUUUGAGAAAUGAUGGUAAACACACAGCAGUAAGUGAACAUAGACUUCCAUAGUAGGAAAAAAUAUUUUGGAAGUAUUGUGAUAAAUGACUAAGAAAAUAUUUUGAUAAAUAAUGGUAAUCACACAGUUGACGGUAACCAUAAAAUUCCAUCAUAUUUUUUUAUUCCUACUAUGGAAGUCUAUGGUCACUUACU